CAAUUAUGUUUCCUAAGAUCUUGAGUCGACACAAAGAAUGGUUAUCACUUCCACUCGCUUGGAAAGGUGGACAGUUUAUUUUAUUAAAGUUAUCUUACGUACCCGACAGUUCUGCUCUACAAAAAGGUCAUGUCGAAAGUACUGUAGCUUCGUCGUGUAAUAAUGUAGGAUGUGGCUUCCUAGUGGAACUGGUUGCAUAUGUAGUAAAAUACAGACAUGUCUUUUCCCACACAGAAGAUAGAAAGUACAAUCAACCUCUUUCUAUGGAAAUACUCUCAAGGAUAAAUCUUGGUCUUUCUCAAGAAGAUUUGCAGUUGAAAGUGCCGGAAGCUCCUCACUUUAAGAUAUUAGAUAGUCGAGUUGUCAAAUGCCUCAACUCAAAAAAGAUCAUCAGUAUAUAUGUCUUUCAAGUCGCGGACAAUUCUAGCCACUCUUGUUAUUUUAUAUCCCAAGUUGAAAUCACUAAAACAGGGAGUUUGCAGUGUGAAAAAUACAAGAUCGAAGAAAAUAUUAUAUCGGAAAACUCUAUAGGUGAUCGCUGGGAAGCAAUAAUUGGAGAUGGACCUCUUGUUGCCUUCGUUUGUGGAAAACGCUUUAAAAUAUUUUCUCUACAGAGAAACAAUGUUUCAAGUGAAAGAGUAACAGAUUGGACUCUUUCACUCGAAGGACAUAUGCCAGAAAUAAUACCCAGAGAAGAUCUACCAUUGAUUCCUCUCUUUGUCGAACAAGGUUUACUAUGUUGCUCUCUUGUAGACAUAUCAUCGUCAUCAUUUGCAUUGGUUUGUUGCUUUUGGAGCGAACCAACGAAGAGUUUGCAUUUUAUGAAAUUUCCAUUCCCUUCUGGAGUCGUAGCACUUUGUAAAGAAUGGAUUCCAUAUAAAAAACCUUCAUUGUACGUGUUGACGGAGAAUGAAAUCUUUGAAUGGAACUAUAUCUCUUUCAAUUUGGAGAACACUUAUGUAGGUGACGUAGAAGCAGAAUUCAAAAAUGUUGGACUCAGCGAACUUUGUAAUCUUUCAAAAGAUGUCUUCUUGACACCCAUUAGUUAUCGACAGAAACAAUAUUUGUUCCUUUUCACAUCUGGAGUUGUUUCUUCGUAUAUACAAGUCAUCGAUUUUGAUAAUUCUUUCCAUCUAGUGGCAAAUCACAAACUACCGGAGCCUGGAGCUUUAUAUGUCUUUUAUGCUGGUGAAAUUUGGAUGUCUUCUGAAUAUUAUGGCGACGUACAUUCCAAUAUCUUUACGUUUUGUAGAGUAUCUCAUUGUCUUUCAGAGAAUUCUGAAAAGGAUUUUCACGACGUACCCAUUUCAGUUGACAUGAGUCAAGCACAAGAGCAGUUUUUAAAGUCAUUGACACAACGAAUAGAAAAGGCAGAGUUGUGGAUUUCACAAAUUCGUGGAAAUUCUGCAAGAGCCUUGCGUUGUAUAAAGUGUACAUACCACAGCAGAAUUACCGAAGGCACUGAAAGAUUCCUUGACGAGAAACCAGAGUGGAUGACACGAAUUUCAAGUUUUCAAGAUUCUGAUAUCCUUUCAGAAGUCUCACUUUCUAAAGAACAAAUUUAUCUUGGAAGUUUUUUCUCAUGGAAGAGAACCAAUCAUGGACGGGAGAGAAAUCUAAGUCCUUGCUUUGUGAGAGAUGAACUUUGUUAUCGAACUGAUUUAGAGAAUAUUACCAAUAGCUCGGUAGUUUCAUGUAUUGUAUUUGCAAGAAAUGGAAGACGGGUGCCGUUUGUGCAGUUCUUAUUACGUGAAGGCACUUUGUUAGAAUUACAUGUGGAAUAUUCGCCUCUUGUGCCGUUUGAAGCUAUUGAUGUGUUGAUUGUUUUAUCUUCUGAUACGAAGAACGAUUUCGUUCAGACAAGACACAAGACCCAAAAUGAUUUUUGUAGUCAUGGAAUGCAUUUUGAAAACUCGAAUACCUUGUUAUUGCAUUUACUGAAACCAGUGUUCAACGAUACCUGUUCAUCUGUUACAAACAAAAGUAUGUCGAUAGCCUAUUCUUCAUUUACACGUUGUUUGUUUGUUUCUAGCAUUUGCGACAUUAGUUUAAGAAAGAUUGAUUUUCGUAAAUGGGACUUGUGUAUUCUUUUGGAUGAUAUUCUUGUUCUUCGUUGCUCGGGGGAAGAUAUUAAGACACUUAUCCAUGGCAUGCUUGCUACGAUACCUGGACUUUGUUGUGUCAAGGACGACAUUGAAUCUUCUUUCUGGUUGUCCAAUAUGAAUCAUUUGUUGGGUCUUGAAAUAUUUUGGCACAACUGGAAACAAAAACAGAUAUAUCUGACCAUGUAUUGUAACUCUAGGGAAGUUUUUGACUCCAUUUGUUCUGAACUAUUGGCAUGUCUUCAUUGUCUGGGGCCUGUAAGAGUGAAGGAUGUCUUGAAUGAGAAAUUCUUUUCAAUUUUAGAUUUAUCGGUAAAAAAGCUGAACAAGGAAUGGAAUUAUAUACAAAACGUUGGACUAAGUCAGGUCAGUCCUCAUUCAUGGUUCUCUAUUGUCGAACAAACAGAUCAACAAAUGGUUCUCUUAAAUGCCUACUCCAAGUGGAACUUGGUCUCUCAUCGUUUUCUGAAAUAUGACAAAGAAAGUAGAUGAUGCCAUGUUUUCAUUGUAGAAGAUGAAAGGAUACUCUUCAACUGUAUGUGAUUGCUCGCUCAUCGACAUAUUAUGUUUUU
Galdieria sulphuraria is the source of this 2674-nucleotide messenger RNA. RefSeq lists its product as uncharacterized. The record is from RefSeq and is a predicted model, not a curated record. The transcript is spliced from 3 exons. Bases 6 to 2594 code for a protein of 862 amino acids. NCBI's taxonomy places the organism in Eukaryota, Rhodophyta, Bangiophyceae, Galdieriales, Galdieriaceae.